Molecule: messenger RNA, 360 nt
Organism: Eurypyga helias (sunbittern)
Lineage: Eukaryota; Metazoa; Chordata; Aves; Eurypygiformes; Eurypygidae
Product: neuroblastoma-amplified sequence-like
Exons: 4
Biological process (GO): retrograde vesicle-mediated transport, Golgi to endoplasmic reticulum
Cellular component (GO): endoplasmic reticulum membrane; Dsl1/NZR complex
Molecular function (GO): SNARE binding
Source: RefSeq, a predicted model, not a curated record
CAAUGGUAAAUUGUUGGCAGUUGUUCAAGACCAGUGUGUAGAAAUCAGGUCUGCAAAAGAUGACUUUGGAUCCAUAGUUGGAAAAUGUCAAGUGCCAAAGGAUCCUAACCCUCAGUGGAGGCGAGUGGCAUGGAGUCACGAUUGUACCUUACUUGCCUAUGCUGAAAGCACUGGAACAGUGAGAGUGUUUGACCUAAUGGGUAGUGAGCUUUUGGUCAUUUCACCAACAGCAAGUUUUCCCGGAGAUCUGAGUUACGCUAUUGCUGGAUUAAUCUUUCUAGAAUACAAAGCAAGUGCCCAAUGGUCAGCUGAACUGCUUGUCAUUAAUUAUCGUGGAGAUCUGAGAAGUUAUCUUGUAAG